Molecule: messenger RNA, 1533 nt
Organism: Cordyceps militaris CM01
Lineage: Eukaryota; Fungi; Ascomycota; Sordariomycetes; Hypocreales; Cordycipitaceae
Exons: 1
Coding region: 1-1533 (510 amino acids)
Source: RefSeq, a predicted model, not a curated record
AUGUCGCUUCGCGUGACCGACCCAGACUUCGAGAGUGAACUCUCUGAAAAGGUCAAGGCAGCGGUGAAGGCAAAACUUGGGAUUAUUCAAUAUGAUCUCCCGCUGCCGCUCCUCGUCCUCGAUCCCGAUGAGAACGCGGAGAAGGAACUGCCAUGCCAUGAACCUGCCGAGGAGACAACCAUCAUCAGCGCCCACCUGUCGGCGCGCAUCCAUGCAUUUUAUGAGCAGAUUGCCGCCGCUUAUAACGGGAUCGAGGAUCUGUCAGCUGGGCUGGACUUGGAGGUCCAAAUCCAGCGUCAGAAGUUUGACCCAAAACCGCCAUUUUGUCAUCAUCGCAGGUACCACUCACGCCGCCUGCAGCUGCACGACCCCGAGACGCUGCCAGAUCUGCCCUUUAUAAGCAGCCUGUCCCUCAGCUCGUACGGCCACGGCUCCAACGCCGUAAACGCUACAGACAUGCGCCCUCUGUCUCCGCUCGUGCCGCUGCACUGCCUCGUCCACCUGCCGGCUGUCCAAGAGUGGAAAGCCAGCUGGUUGUGGGAGCGGGCCAUGCCCAUCCCACUUAUGAGUAGAGUGAUGCGCGAGUACUACACCUGGCCGUGGGAAGGCCCCCUGCGAGACGCCCGACACGAGUUCGGCGCGGCUAUCAUGGACCAGGAGAAGCACCUCUGCGGGAAAAGGAUCCCCGCUAGUCUGACCAAGGCCGCACUUCACUUCUGGCCCAUCUUUUCGCUCACCAGCCAUGACGAGUCCGUCGCGCGGCCAAACCUAAUCCAUCCUGCGGAGAAAGACCCGGUGUCUGUCGGCCUGCGCAAGCUCGGUUCGCAGCUGACCCUGUUCGACGUGCGUGCCAUGGUCACUCCAGACCUGUUCCCCAGUGCCAAGGCCUCAACCGGCCAGCAGUGGUCACAGAUGCGGCGAUUCCGGCUUGAGUUCCAUUCCCUCCGCCCAGACGGGCGGUGGUACUUUGUCGGCCCCGGCGGCGAGGAUCCGCACGACUCUGAACAAGGAGGGUACAAGAUCUCAGACACAGAACACUACCCCCGCGAAACCGACACGGACGAGGACGUGGAGGUCGACGCCGAGUACGACGACAACCCGGAUGAUGAGUAUGAUUACUAUCUAGACAUGUUCCGCAUCAAGCCCUGCAGGGACCGGAUCGAGCCCCUGCUUGCGGCAUUUGCGAAGUCUCUGACUCGCGACAAUAUGCCGAGCCUCGAGGACGCCGAGAUGUUCACGCACCUGCGGUGGGCCCCUUCAGAGGACAGAGAAUUGGAGGAAUAUAGUUUGCUGAUGAAAAAGGGCCACAGAUGGGGUGUCAAGUUCAUUGCUGGGCGUGAGAGUCGGCAACAGAAGGAUGGCGAUGCUGCGGCAGCGCCAACCCUACCGGUGGUGCAGUGGCAGGUCGGCGACUGGAGACCCAGCGAGGAGGUCAUGAGUUUAUUCGAAAACCUAGGACGACAGGAGUGGCUCGAUCUCGAGUGGGACAGGUAUAGAUCUAACAUCGGUCAAGACAUGCUAGGAAACUACUAG